GGCUGUGUGCUUGGAGCAGGCAGGCUGUGUAGUGAGUGCUGUGUGGUACAGUAGGGUAGACAGACAGCGCCUCUCUCUUUCUCGUCUGCUGGAGGAGCCGGCUGCCUCACUCCCUCUCUCCCUCGCUGGCAAUGCUGUCGCUAGCCUCAACAGCCCGGACUAGCUGAUUGACAGACACAGGGAUUUAUUCUAUCUUUCAUCUCUGAAAAGAGAGUGAGGUGCCCAGGGGAUAGGAGAGGGGGAGGAGAGGAAGAUAGGAGUUUUUUGGAAAAGACAGAGCUGACAUACUUUUAAGGAUUGUUCACCCAGUGCCAGACGACCUCACCCCUGAGGAGCAGCAUGAACUGGAAAACAUCCGCCGGCGCAAGCAAGAGCUGCUGGAAGACAUUCAGCGUCUAAAGAAUGAGAUAGCAGAAGUGACCAGUGAGAUUGAGAACCUGGGUUCCACUGAGGAGAGGAAAAACAUGCAGAGGAAUAAACAAGUGGCCAUGGGCCGAAAGAAAUUCAACAUGGACCCUAAAAAGGGGAUUAAGUUCCUGAUCGAGAACGACCUGCUGAAGCACACUAGCGAUGACAUCGCCCAGUUCCUGUACAAGGGGGAGGGGCUAAACAAGACUGCCAUCGGAGACUACCUUGGGGAGAGAGAUGAGUUCAACCUCCAGGUCCUCCAUGACUUUGUGGAGCUCCAUGAAUUCACCGACCUGAACCUGGUCCAGGCCCUGAGACAGUUCCUGUGGAGCUUCCGGCUGCCUGGCGAGGCCCAGAAAAUCGACCGCAUGAUGGAGGCAUUCGCCCAGAGAUACUGCCAGUGCAACCCUGGUGUCUUCCAGUCCACAGACACCUGUUACAUCCUGUCGUUUGCUAUCAUCAUGCUGAACACCAGCCUCCACAACCCCAACGUGAAGGACAAGCCGGCAGUGGAGCGCUUCAUCUCCAUGAACAGAGGAAUUAACGAUGGAGGAGACCUUCCAGAGGACCUACUCAGGAACCUGUAUGACAGCAUCAAGAACGAGCCCUUCAAAAUCCCUGAGGACGACGGGAACGAUCUCACACACACCUUCUUUAACCCAGACCGGGAGGGCUGGCUGCUUAAACUGGGAGGAGGACGCGUCAAAACCUGGAAGAGAAGAUGGUUCAUUCUCACGGACAACUGUCUGUAUUACUUUGAGUACACCACUGACAAAGAGCCCAGAGGGAUCAUUCCACUGGAGAACCUCAGCAUCCGGGAGGUGGAGGACAAGAAGCCUAACUGCUUUGAGCUCUUCAUCCCAGAGAACAAGGACCAGGUGAUCAAGGCCUGUAAGACGGAGGCGGACGGCAGAGUGGUGGAGGGGAACCACACCUUCUACAGGAUCUCUGCUCCCACCACUGAGGAGAAGGACGAGUGGAUGAACAGCAUCAAAGCUGCCAUCAGCAGGGAUCCCUUCUAUGAGAUGCUGGCCACCCGCAAGAAGAAGGUCUCCUCCAUGAAGCGACACUAGAGCUGCUCAGGACUCCUCCUCUUCCCCCCAUUGAGAGAGUUUGGACCGAUCCUGCUGAGACCCUGAGACUUGUGCUUUCAGGCCUGGGGACGGGGUUGGGGCUGGGGCUGCAGACUAGGGGCUAGGGCCUCUGGCCUCGGUCAGCAUUUCUCUGGGAUAGGCUCUAGCUUUGGGAUUCUACAAGCCAACCAACAGGACAGGGAGCAUGCUGGAGAGGAGAGCCUCCCCCUCCUAAUCUUCCCCCUGCUCCUGUCUCUGUCGCUGAAUGCCCACUAUCUCUCUCUCAGCUCUGUGUAUUUUGGGAGGAGGGGGUCUAUCGCUCUUUGGGUGAAAUGGAUCCCCUCCCUCAAAAAGACACGUGCACACACCCACAUACUGAACUCAUACUCUCACACACACCAAUGUCGUACACUGAACUCAUACACAUACGCACGUGCGCGCACACACACACACACACACACACCUUAUCUAAACUCAGCAGGUCUGAUGGAGUUGUUGUGGCAUCCCAACCAAAAUAUUCUUACUAGCUUUCAAAAAGAAAGGUGAGAUGCUUUUCUGUGUGCUUUAAUAAGAUGGGCAACGUGUGUGUUUGUAAAGCUUACUACUGUAUAUAUUUCCCUCAGAAUCUUGAGCUUUUGGGUUUUAGUUUUUGAUAACAUUUUUAGAAAGACUGAGGGGGAAUGGGUUAUAUUGCCAACCGAUUUGAGAUUUUUUUAGAAAAUGAGAAGAAACUUUUUUGAAGUCUUUCUGUCGAAGUUGCCUCAGGAGAUUGUUACUUUGCUCUGGAUCGGUCUGUAUCAGGAUAAACUUAGAGAUUACAGUUCAUAAACUUAGACUCUGUCCAAACUGUCACUCAGUAACCGAAGGAGAGUUAAUUUACAGUGAACAUGUUUGCACAUAAUCUGUGACAAUAAUUGAACUUUGACAGCUAUAUUCCUCCAUACCUGUUUGCCCCUGAACCUUUGUUCUUCAUAUGUAACCGCAGUUGUAUGACAGCAGUUUGGACGCGCUAACUUUGUUGUAAAAACACACUCAGAAACACGGUUGUUAAACACAGGGUCGUGUUCAUUAGGCACCGAAACAGAAGAACACGGACAAGAUGUGCUCGUUUUUGUUUUCCAUUGCAACAGGUUUUCCAUUGUGUGCCCUAAUGAACACUACCCUGAUGUGUGGUUUGCACAGGGUCUUAUUGUGGGAUUAUGGGCUAGGGCUCAGCUAUCGCUCUUCAUUUCCUGUUGGACUUGGAGGUCCAUUCAGGGGACUAGAGUCUGUUGGAGAGAGUGUAUGUGUGUCUGUCAGUCAGUAUGGGGCGUAACUCAGGGGCUCACAGAGAUUUGAGGUGUCUGGAAACUGAGGUAUUGUCCUCGUCUGCCCCAUCCCUCUAUUCUGUCCUCUCUCUCUCUCUCUCUCUCUCUCUCUCUCUCUCUCUCUCUCUCUCUCUCUCUCUCUCUCUCUGUCUCUAUCUCUGUCUCUCUCUCUCUCUCUUGCUGUAACAUACACAUAAUAUAAUUUUAUGCUAUUCUUUGUCAUUGUCCACAUGAUGUGUCCUAUCAUGCUGCUGGUUAGCUAAUUCACAAAGACAGUCUUUCUCAGUCGAGCUGGUUAUUUUUACCUCUUAAAUGCAACAAAGAUGCCCUCACCUAUCUUUUCAUCCCAUAGGAGCACUCUUAAAUGUCCUUCCUCAUUUGUAGAUACAGUAUAAAAUGCUAGAACAAUCCAGGUUUCACCUUCUUCAACCCACCCUCACCAUCAUAAAGCAUUGUAAAAAACUAAAUACAUUGGAAUAGCUCUCUCACUUAUUUGAAAUAGGCUGUUGCAUCCUUUACUGUACUAGGAAGACAGUAAUAAUACCAGUAAGAUGAACAACAAUAUUAUUGUUGACAAUAUUGAUGCUUUCGGGCCGUUCCAGUUAAGCAACAACGCUCUCCAGUUCAAGUGGAUUGUCCGUUCCUGGAAUUGGAACACCCCGGAAUUUUGUUGGAUUGGAUUUGAGAUCAGGAAUGUACCAUUACGCACCAUAGUGGUGGAACUACUCUGAUCAGGAAUGUACCAUUACGCUCCAUAGUGGUGGAACUACUCUCCCAGCGCAAGACCGCUCAAGUCGCGCUGAGGGUCCAAAUCUGUCAGCACUCAUAAUGUAAACUCCAGAUGUGGCAUAAUUUACUAUAAUUUGGUAUACAUUAUUUGUUUUUAAAGCGGAAUUGUACAUGGCAGCACAAUUUCAUCCAGUUUACUGCAAAUGCAGCUUUAUUUGUGCAUAAAGCCUUCUCUACUCCGUGAUCAGUGCCUGGCUGUCUGUUAUUCAUAUGUUUUUCCUCAUUUAUGGAGGCAAAUUCAUGCCAAAAAUAAAGAAGCAUUGAUAUUGACAAAUUAUUAAUCAGUAUUAGUGUUAUUUCAAUGUUGUUGUUUUUGCCAAGAAUCUGCUUCCAUAGCUCCAUAGCACAUAGCCCUGUUUUCCUGGUUAGUUUUUCCUAGCCUUGUCUCAGCGGACUGAUUAUAGAGAUAACAGGGAAAGCAAAUAAAACAAUCAUAAAUCUAGACAGAAUUUGGUUAUUGAUUAUUUAGCAAGGUUGUAUAUACUUAAAUGUAUAGUGGGUUUAUCUGUUUUGUCAUGUCAUUUUUGAGUUUUAAUGUAGCAAUAUGAUAUUAUUAUUAGCCAUUUUUCUAUUUGUUUUGUUUCAUAGUGUUUGAUUUGAGGUUUCUAAUCAAAAGGUGAAAUAAAGUAAAGACAAACUUGUCACUACUGCUAACUGACUGUGUGUAUACUGGACGGCCAUUAUGGACUGCAAUCUCCUGUCAAUUCAUUCAAAAUAUAAAAUGUUUGUCUUUAAUAAUAGCAUACAACAAUCACUCUAAAAAAACGUUUUGUUUAACAUUUAUUUUUGCAUUAUAAUUAUUACAUUUUCAUUUUAAGCCCUUGUUCUUAAUCUAUGAAGAAAACCGAGGGCAUUGGACAGAUGUUGUUCUUAGCCCAGUUUGGCACUAGAGGGCAACACACUAUCAAUACAUGUGCUGUAGAGGAGCGAGCUGCAAAAUAAUGAGUCUGCAUACUGUCAGAACUUCCACAUAGAGGCACAUUACUAAAUAACAAGCAGUAACUGGAGAACCGCAAAAUACUUCAAACUUUUUUGUCAUCAUUACUUCCUUUAGCUCAAUUGUCCUAGAGACCGUUUCAAAAAAGCGAACAUUUAUAGCCUUUACAUUGCUACAGACUGACUGGGAAAUAUCUAUGUUUACAAGUGAAUGUGUAUCAUAUUAAAUUAUGCCUGGAAAUUGAAACUGAAUAAAUAAAAAUGACUAUUUGCAAUGGAA
This is a messenger RNA of Coregonus clupeaformis (lake whitefish), 4793 nucleotides long. Its product is annotated as cytohesin-1. Gene Ontology annotation, molecular function: guanyl-nucleotide exchange factor activity. Lineage: Eukaryota; Metazoa; Chordata; Actinopteri; Salmoniformes; Salmonidae. The record is from RefSeq and is a predicted model, not a curated record. Gene Ontology annotation, biological process: regulation of ARF protein signal transduction. The coding region runs from base 465 to 1481 and encodes 338 amino acids. The transcript has 13 exons.